AUCUCCCUUUCACUAUAUAUCCUCAUUUUCUAUGAUCUCAAAAGUCUGUUAGUUGUGUGCUAGCUCUGGUAGACAGUAUUGCAACUUUAAAGCGCGCAUGCACUUUGAUGCUUCUCUCCAGAAAUCGUCUUGAUUGCGCUGAAGCCUCUGCAAUUCUUCUUCUUCUUCUUCUUCUUCUUCUUUACAAUGAUUUUUGCUGCUUGACGAGGCUGGUAAUAUUUGCCAUGCUUGAUGAAGAGUCUCUUUGUUUUUGACUUCCCCUGUGCUGCUGCUUAAUUUGUGUCUAAAUAUGAUGGGGAUUAAGAGCACGGGGAUUUCAUUGAAAAGCUAGCGUUUGGGCUUCGAGAUCUUCCGAGGGGAACGAAGUGAGAUGGAAAGCUAAAAAGAUAGUCUUUUGGCAUUAAGGGUGCAGCGUCCAAACUCUAUGGAGGCUGAAAGCAGCGCUAAUUCCGUGUCUUCCCACUCCCCCGCGUCCUCCUCUUCCUCCCCGCGCGGUGGCGAAGCUGCCGGCGCCUCCGCGAAGCGGCGGCGCCACCAGAGCGACCACCCUGUGUACCGCGGCGUCCGGAUGCGGAACUGGGGGAAGUGGGUGUCAGAGAUCCGGGAGCCGCGCAAGAAGUCGCGCAUCUGGCUGGGUACGUUCCCGACGCCGGAGAUGGCGGCUCGGGCGCACGACGCGGCCGCCCUUAGCCUUAAGGGCGCCGCCGCGGUGCUCAACUUCCCGGAGCUCGCCGGCUCGCUCCCGCGCCCGGCGACGCUGUCCCCUCGCGACGUGCAGACCGCGGCUGCCAAGGCCGCGGCGAUGGACCCCGGUGCCGGCGCAGCGGCCUUGGAAUCGUCGCCGGAGGAUUGCGACGACCUAGGCCAGAUCAUCGAACUGCCGCAGCUGGGCGAAGGGUGCAGGAUGCUCGACUCGGCCUAUUCCGGCGGCGAGUUCCUGUUCGACUCGUGGGCGUGGUGGCUGCCAUGGUCUGAGACAGAGGAUCCGACGGAUACUUUUCCUCCGACCACCGUCGAAACCCUUCUACAUGAAUAGAUGCUUCAAACGCCCAUUAUUAUUAUUAUAAAGAAAAAAUCGGCCUCUUCCUCUUAGGCUAUAACUUUAUCUGGCUUUCUUAAUUAUAUGUAUAUAAAUCUCCAUUUCUUGUCCCAAUUAGCUUUAAGCAAGUGACAACAUAAUAGUUUGGGAAGGUUUUGGAGAAGAAACUACUCUUGUCUUGAAUGAGUAUUUUUAGC
Molecule: messenger RNA, 1236 nt
Organism: Zingiber officinale
Lineage: Eukaryota; Viridiplantae; Streptophyta; Magnoliopsida; Zingiberales; Zingiberaceae
Product: dehydration-responsive element-binding protein 3-like
Exons: 1
Coding region: 425-1036 (203 amino acids)
Biological process (GO): regulation of DNA-templated transcription
Molecular function (GO): DNA binding; DNA-binding transcription factor activity
Source: RefSeq, a predicted model, not a curated record